AAUGGCCGCCUCCAUGGUGACAACGCUUGUUCAGUAAUUCACUUAGUUUUCAGGCUGAAACUGCAGAUUAACACAAAAACAACAGGUUUUAUUUAGGCGUAGAGCGUCGCGGAGUGUUACUACAGCCGCCGGACAGAUGAAGACCUUCUGCGGAAGAGCCAACCCGACCACGGGAGCUUUAGACUGGGUGGAGGAGAGUGAGGAGUAUGACUAUCACCAGGAGAUAGCGAGGUCUUGCUAUGCUGACAUGCUGCAUGAUCAUGACAGAAAUGAGAAGUACUACCAGGGGAUCCGUGCAGCUGUGGCCAGAGUCAAGGCUCGUGGUGAGAAGGUCAUCAUCCUGGACAUCGGGACAGGGACAAGCCUACUAUCCAUGAUGGCCCUCACUGCCGGUGCUGACUUCUGCUAUGCUGUGGAGGUUUUUAAGCCCAUGGCUGAAGCUGCCCAGUGCAUCGCAAAGAAGAAUGGCUUCUCUGACAGGAUCAAGAUUAUCAACAAACACUCCACUGAUGUCACUGUGGGGCCUGAUGGUGAUAUGCAAAUGAAGGCCAAUGUCCUGGUAACGGAGCUGUUUGAUACUGAACUGAUAGGUGAAGGAGCACUGCCCAGCUAUGAACAUGCUCAUGAAAAUCUGGUCCAGGAAGGCUGUGAGGCAGUUCCUCAUCGGGCCACCGUUUAUGCUCAGUUGGUGGAAUCAGAGCUACUGUGGAGCUGGGCUCAGCUGCAGCCGGUGGAGGUGGAAGAUGUCCGCCUGGUCCCUCCACCUGCUGUUGGCCACUGUGCUGGAGCUCAUUCAGUCUGUGACAUCCAGCUGAGCCAGGUGCCACCCAGCAGCUUCACUCCGCUAGGUCCUCUCUGCACCAUGUUCAGUGUUGACUUCAGUAAGCCGGUGAGCAGUGCUUUCCACUCUUACUGCUCCCAGUUUGUUGCUCAGUCCAGCGGUCGAGCCCACGUAAUCCUGUCCUGGUGGGAUCUGGACAUGGAUCCCAGUGGAAGCAUUGUGUGCACCAUGGCUCCUAGCUGGACAUAUUCACAGCCAAAGACGGCUCCAUGGCGGGACCACUGGAUGCAGAGUGUGUACUUCCUGCCUGUGGAGAAGGUGGUGAAGGAAGGAGAGGAGCUGAGCCUGACUGUUUGCCAUGACGACUACAGUCUGUGGUACAGCCUGCGGUCUCCUAGCCAACAGACUGAAGCUGUUCCAUCUCGACCGUGUUGUACCUGCCAGGCUCACCUGCUGUGGACUCGACCGCGUUUUGGUGAACUCAACGACAGACGGCGAACGGAGAGCUUCAUCCGCGCGCUACGCAGUGUUCUGAGAAAAGACAGCAUAUGUCUCAGCAUCAGUGAUGGAAGUCUACUUCCUGUGUUUGCUCACUUGCUAGGAGCCAAGAAGGUCUUCAGUUUGGAAAACUCUAGAAUGUCCAAACAGGUUAUUGAGCAAGUGUUGGAGGCCAACAUGGUAAAAGGGGCUGUUGAGCUGCUGGAGCUGAAGCCUGAUCAGCUGACCAGUAGUGACUUGAAAGGAGAACAGAUCUCAGUCCUGAUGGGUGAACCACACUUCUGCACCAGCCUCUUACCGUGGCACUCCCUGUACUUCUGGUACUGUCGGACUGCGCUGGCAGGUUUUCUGCUGCCCAACGCCACCAUCCUGCCCUGCUCUGCCACACUUCACAUGGUGGCUGUGGAGUUCCAGGAUCUGUGGAGGAUAAGAGCACCAUGUGGAACAUGUGAGGGCUUUGAUGUCACUCCCAUGGAUAAAAUGGUCCAGAAAUCUCUGGAUUUCCGUGAGUCCCGCGAAGCAGAGCCCCACCCUCUGUGGGAGUAUCCGUGCCGUGCUUUGACGCAGUCUGCAGCCGCCAUGACCUUUGACUUCACACAGUGUGUCCCUCAGCAGCCGAUCAACAGUGAAGGCUCACUGCCUUUCAUAAGAGAGGGUCGUUGUCAUGGGGUUGCGCUGUGGAUGGAAUAUCACCUAACCAAUGAAAUCACUGUCAGUGCAGGUCUGACUGGACCAAUCAAUGAUCAGGGCGACUGUGAGUGGGUUCGACACAGGAAACAGGGAGUGUAUUUCUUCAGGUCACCGUGGGAGAGCUCAGGUGACGGCAGAACCGCCGUGUCUUACAGCUUCACCUUUGAACCUAGUUCAGGAGAUAUUAAGAUGGAUUUCAGCACCGGGUCUCAGUGAUGUGGAACAGUCACUGACUGAAGAAUUAACUCUUUUAACACUGCGCUUUUUACCUCAUGUUUUUAGAGUGCAUAUUUAAUGAGGGUCAGUAUUGUGUGCCUUUGAUAUCAGUUUGAUCAUGGACGAUUAAUCGAGGAAUUGUUUGGUUCAUGUCAGCAAAUGUUAUCAGUGUGUCUCAAACCUGGAAACCAGAAGAUAUUCACAUUUAAGAGGCUGAGAAAUUAGAAAAACUUGUUUUAAUUAACACUUAAGCUGAUUUAUUCAUCCAUCUUCUAUCGCUUCAUCCUCCACAUGUGGGUCACGGGUGGGGGCGCUGUGCCAAUCCUAGUGGACAUAGGGAAAAAGGCGGGUACACCCUGGACAGGUCACCAGUCCAUCACAGGGCUUAACUGAUUCAUCUACUAUCCAAAUAGUUGAUGAUGAAUUUAGUAACUGAUUAAUCAAGUAAUUCUUUCAGCAUUAGUAUGAAUGGUUAUUUGUCAUGUUGCUGUCUGGGUGUACUUCACCUUUCACCUGAGGUCAAUGAAUGAAUGUUGUAAUGUGGUCAUAGUUGUCCCUAAACCUGGCUAGCAUUUAGUCUUUUUAGACUCUGGAUGAUAAAAGCUGUCUACCAUAACCCAGGCCCUUAUUUAUAAUCAUGACUAUAUACAUUUACAUGUAAGGGAUUCAGUUUAAGGAUAUGCUGUCAGCUAUGCUAUGUAGUAUAAAAUUAACCUGGAAGAACAUGGACCAGACAUGACUGGCAGAUCUUUUUCAUUUCUAGGUCACUGAUCUUGGCAAAACCAGAUGUAUUGUUACAGAAAUUAUGAAUAAACUUUGUUUGUCGUCUAAA
Solea senegalensis (Senegalese sole) is the source of this 3017-nucleotide messenger RNA. It is a transcript of the gene prmt7, whose product is annotated as protein arginine methyltransferase 7. The record is from RefSeq and is a predicted model, not a curated record. The coding region runs from base 137 to 2185 and encodes 682 amino acids. Lineage: Eukaryota; Metazoa; Chordata; Actinopteri; Pleuronectiformes; Soleidae. Gene Ontology annotation, molecular function: protein-arginine omega-N monomethyltransferase activity. Gene Ontology annotation, biological process: peptidyl-arginine methylation. The transcript has 17 exons.